AUGGUUUAUCUGGAUUCUCUUUUUCAAGGAAUAGGGGCAAAAAGGGCAUUCCAACGCGUUGGCAAUUUCAUUGCAUGUGCCAUGAAAUUACAAGGACAAAAGUAUAGUAUUGACGAGUGGGAUUUUUUUGCAAUUCCAGCGAACGACAUUGAACAACAGCUGAACUCAGUCGAUUGUGGCGUGUUUGUGGUAAAAUGGGCACAGCAUAUUGCUGAAGGUAGGAUGAUUGAUUUUAAGCAACGACAUAUAAAUGACUUCCGUUACUCGUUAAUACUGGACAUAGCAGCAAACAAGCUUUCGUGUUUAUCGAUUCCAUUUGCCAGCAGCGAAGGCAGCAACAGGUGCAAACAAACAUCGGACAUUGGUGCGGAUUCUCUCACAUCAUCACCGUCUGAAAACGGCAAUGCAAAUGCAAUCCUUCAAGAUCAUUGCUACUCACUUGCUAUGCAGGAUAAUAUACCUGAAGAAACUAAUGCUGAUGUAUUACCCCAGCAUGUACAGUGCAUACUUCCACCAACAGCUGUUUAUAAAUACUUGGAAUAUGAAGAACUUCCGGACAACGAUACUACGGAAUCUAAGAAAUAUAGAGUUAAAUUUAACAUUAAAAAUGUGUCAACACCAAAGGAAAUCGAAACAUGGGUUUCUGAAUUUGCAGCAUCGUCAAACAUUAAAUACAAUUCUCAAGGUGGCUAUAAGAGAAAAGGUGUCAGAGUUUCAUUUGCCCAGUGGUAUAUUUGCGAGUGUAAAAGAAAGGAACUGAGCAGGAACCAAAAAGAAGCGAAAGCCGAAGCUAUGAAACGUAGGCAGGAGCGUCACGACACUCAUGCUGCUAAUGUCGAGGUCAUUGACAAGAUCCAUUUACUAUCCAACAUCCGCGAUAAAAAAACAGAUUGUGAGAGUAAAAUGGUAAUAAAAGUGCAUACUAAAGCAGUGGAAGGAAUUGUCUGUAAUGUGGAAUUAUGGUGGAAUCACAACCACAGCGUGGACUGUCAUCACCUUACCAGCUUUAGCCAAAUCUUACCUGCAACGAGACACAAAUUUCUAACUUAUUUUGAGCAGGGCAUGUCUGCGUCGGAGUCGUUCCAUUAUCACGAAACAAAGUUAAUGAAAGAUACUGUUACCGUUCUUCUCUUAGCUGAUAGAAAGUACUGCCCAUCCUUGAGAGACGUUAAUAAUCUCUAUGAGAAGUGGAGAAAAACAACAAAGGGACCAUGUAAUGGAUCUGAAAUGUUUGACUAUCUGCAAGAGUAUAUUACAACAUAUAAUAAAGACAAAAUGAAUGAUGGUGGCAAAAUCUUUCUACAAAGAUAUAACAACGAAGUAAAGCAGGAGAAACCAUUGAUCAUUUCCAUAUGUACUCCAAUGAUGUCACGUGUACACAAGUUACGGCAGGCUGGUGAAAUGGCUUUCAUGGAUGCAUCUGGGAGUCUUGAUCGACACAAUAACCCAGUUUAUUUUAUGUGUACUCAUCAUCCAUCUGGUGCCCUUCCUUUAGCAGUGUGGAUAACUUCCAGCCAGUCAGAAUCCACUUUGAAUAGUUGCUUACAGAACGUUGUAUCAGUGCUACCGCAACAUGCAUUUGGUGGAAAGGGGGCAGCAUCUGGUCCUUCAAUUUUUCUCACCGAUGACGACAGUGCUCAGAGAAAUGCUUUGCGUGCAUACUGGCGUUCAUCCAUUCUUCUUCUAUGUAUAUUUCACUUCCUUCAAGCUGUUUGGAGAUGGCUUUUGGAUAGCACCAAUGCCAUUAAUAAACAUGAUCGGCAGCACUUAAUGUCCCUUUGCCAAGGACUGGUAUUCGCGGACACAGAAGAAAAAUUUCAUGUCAAUGAAACCCAGAUGCAGACAGACAAAACGGUGUUAAAGUAUCGUAAUUUCUAUGACUACAUUAAAAAUGCGUUAGAAAGAAAAGAACAAUGGGCACUUUGUUUUAGAAAAGGACUUCUGACAAGAGGAAAUAACACAGACAACUUUACGGAAUCUAUGAUUUUCGUUUUUAAAUGUGUCAUCUUAAAGCGUAUCAGAGCGUAUAACUUGUUAGAAUUAGUGAAAUUCAUAACUGAGGAUUUGGAGAUGUAUUUCCAAAGGAAACUGUUAGCUCUUGCGUUCGGUAAGCCACAAAAUCUUCAUGUUACUGCGCGAUGCUUUGGAAGAAAUGCGAGUACAGUGCCAGUUGACAACAUCACCAGGGACAUCGAAAAUCCUUUUCAUUUUAAUGUUACAAGCAGAAAGAACAAGGACCUCACUUACCAAGUUGACACCAGUUUAGGGAUUUGCACCUGUCCACAUGGAGAAAAUGGCUCAGGUUGUGCACAUCAAGCUGCGGUUGCCUUAAAGUACGGAGGUGGUAACAUCAACUUUAUUCCACGAUCCGCUCAAGAUCGAUACGCGCUUGCUGUUUUAGCAAUAGGAGAUAAUCCCCAACUCAAAGUAAGACAGUUUGUUCAGCUGCAUGAAAAAUCUGAAAGCGUUAUGAAUGUGAAGAAAGAUGUAAAUGGAAUUGAAACGGUGCCUCAGCAAAACAAGGAAAAGGAUGUAAAGGAAGACGAGCAACGUUGGCAUGACACCGUCCUAGGCCAUACAGAAGACGAACCUGUAGCCCUCAAGGAAAUUCUUAAACUGCAUCAGGAAGUUGCAGCCGACAUCGAGUUAAAAAUAAGAAACGAAGAUGAUAACUUUAAGAAAUGUUAUUACAAUUUCCUAAGGACGUACCGAAAAAUAGUAACAAAAUGCCGUGGCCACUCCCCCGUAGCAUCGCUUGCAAAUGCAUUUGUACAUUUCGGAAAGCAACAAAGCAGCAAUCUUAUUCCAGUCUUGCACAACGGGUCAAGAAUACGUGUUCAGCCAACAUCAAUCUCUCGAAGAAAAUCUGGUGUGAAGUCAUCUUCUGCUCAACCUUCAGGUCCUAAACCAAGGCUGCAGACAGGGAUGAAAAGAAAGUGGCAAGCAGAUGAUAAGGAAAAAAUGAACAUAAGGAAAUUAGCCAAAAAGAAACGCCAACGUAACUUGAGUAUGAAUGUAAAGAAAAACCUUGCAAAUGCUGGACCAAAACGAUAA
Molecule: messenger RNA, 3054 nt
Organism: Paramuricea clavata
Lineage: Eukaryota; Metazoa; Cnidaria; Anthozoa; Malacalcyonacea; Plexauridae
Source: the annotation of a GenBank genome assembly